This is a messenger RNA of Oldenlandia corymbosa var. corymbosa, 4702 nucleotides long. The record is from the annotation of a GenBank genome assembly. NCBI's taxonomy places the organism in Eukaryota, Viridiplantae, Streptophyta, Magnoliopsida, Gentianales, Rubiaceae.
AAAAAUAAAAAAAAUAUUUUUUUUUCAAUUUUCCAUUUCUCCUCUUUUCACGCUACUCCUCCUCCUACUCCUCCCUCCUCCUCCCUCCUUUCCACCCGCUCCUUUCCCAAUUCUGCACCAAAAACCACCACCACCAAAAAUUCAUUCAUUCUUCUUCUUCUUCUCUUUCACUUACGCCACUUCCCGAUUCACCUGGGUCACCACGAUUGAUUUUGCUCUUCAUCUCCUCAGAUCUCUACCUCCAUUUCUCACUCAAUAUUCAUAACUUACCACAGCGUCCAACAACCUCCACAAUUCCUUUCUAAUAUUCAGAACUUCUCAUCCCACAUGGGAUGAGAUUAACCCAAUUCCUCAGAUCUAUGGAUGAUAUUAGGGGAAGAAAAGAAAUAAUGGAAUUGGAAUUUUAGAACAUCAAUUUAAUUCCUCAGAUCUGUUGUUGAUUUUGAGUAUUGGCCAUGGAAAAGAAUGGAGGGAGGAAAAAAAAGUGGAAGGAUUUGCUUCCUCGAUUCUGUGUAGGAAGGGAAAAUUAAAAAAAAAAUUAAAAAUUGAUUCAAAUCCGAAUCCAUCGAAUCCUUAGGGGGGAGGUCGGAUUCAAAAAUUGAUUCUGAAUCCAAGUCCUUGAUUCCGAUAUCCGCUAACCAAACAAUCAAAUGAAUCCUGAAUCCAAUUCCCAAUCCGAUUCCGGCUAAACAAACGGCUCCUAAAUCUAUCCUUAUGUUUUUGGUCAAUAUCGUGACAACAAACUGCAAUUUAUGUAAUAGGCCCAUUAAUGGUAGCCGAUUGUAUCCGGGCCCCAAUUAGAGGUACCCAUACAAGGAGCUCCACAUUAUCAACCCACGGUUUAGAAAUUAGAACAGGCCCAUUAUCUGAAAUUCAAAAAGGGCAGACAGACAAAUCAGAGGGGCACCAAUGUCAAUCCAAAACUGCAUAUAUUCGGACAAGCCGUAAGCCGUGAGAUCCAAAUUAGAACAGAAAGAAACCAACGGUUGGAUUGCUCAGAGAGCCAGAGAGAGAGCGGCCUCCCAAAAUUCAAAUUUUCACUGCCAAAAAGUUGUCAUCCCGCUCUCCUCAUCUCACACCAACAAUUCAGAUUUGGCAUUAAUUUUUCAGAUACACUGAAGAGUCUCCGACCAAAAUCAGUUCCUAGGGUAACAAAAAAUUCGUUCGAGUGGGACAAAACCUGAGAUCUGGGAAAGGAAUUUGCGGUUUUCUUGUCAGAAUUUCUCCCCUCCUCCCGUAGCAAUUAAAAGAUGUCCGCUCGGCACGAUAAGGAAAAAGGUGUAAAUGUUCAGGUCCUCCUCCGAUGCAGGCCAUUUAGCGAGGAUGAAUUAAGGAACAAUGCGCCUCAAGUAGUCUCGUGUAAUGAAUUUCAACGAGAGGUUUCAGUUUCGCAGACUAUUGCUGGGAAGCAUUUCGAUAGGGUUUUUACUUUCGAUAAGGUUUUUGGUCCAUCAGCUCAGCAAAGAGACCUUUAUGACCAAGCAGUUGUGCCCAUUGUCAAUGAAGUCUUGGAGGGUUUUAACUGCACUAUUUUCGCUUAUGGCCAGACUGGAACUGGAAAAACUUACACAAUGGAAGGCGAAUGUAAGAGGUCCAAGAGUGGCCCGAACGGUGAGUUGCCUCCAGAGGCUGGUGUUAUACCAAGGGCUGUAAAGCAAAUAUUUGAUACCUUGGAGUCACAAAAUGCUGAGUACAGUGUCAAAGUGACUUUCUUGGAGCUGUACAAUGAAGAAAUUACUGACUUAUUAGCACCGGAUGAUCUAUCUAAAGUUGCUUUGGAAGAUAAGCAGAAAAAGCAACUGCCACUUAUGGAAGACGGAAAGGGAGGAGUUCUUGUUAGAGGGCUUGAAGAGGAAAUUGUGACCAGUUGCAAUGAGAUCUUUACAUUGCUUGAGAGAGGUUCGGCUAAACGCCGUACUGCAGAAACCUUAUUGAACAAACAAUCUAGUCGGUCACAUUCACUCUUUUCUAUAACUAUACACAUUAAGGAGGCAACUCCUGAAGGUGAAGAACUGAUAAAAUGCGGAAAGCUAAACCUAGUUGACUUGGCUGGUUCAGAGAACAUAUCUCGCUCUGGAGCCAGGGAGGGUCGCGCAAGAGAAGCUGGAGAGAUUAACAAGAGUUUACUGACUCUUGGAAGAGUGAUUAACGCUCUUGUGGAGCAUUUGGGACAUAUUCCAUACAGGGAUAGCAAGCUCACACGUCUGCUUCGUGACUCCUUGGGUGGGAGAACCAAAACCUGCAUAAUAGCCACCGUCUCACCAGCUGUUCAUUGCUUGGAAGAGACGUUGAGUACUCUAGAUUAUGCCCACAGAGCGAAGAAUAUAAAGAAUAAACCAGAGGUUAAUCAGAAAAUGAUGAAAUCCACACUUAUUAAAGAUCUCUAUGGUGAAAUUGAAAGACUUAAAGCAGAAGUCUAUGCUGCACGUGAGAAAAAUGGGGUUUAUCUGCCAAAAGACCGUUAUCUUCAGGAAGAGAGUGAGAGGAAGGCAAUGGCAGAUCAAAUCGAACAAAUGGGAGUUACAAUUGAAAACCAGCAGAAGCAACUUGACGAAAUGCAAACAAAAUACAUUUCUCAAGUUCAAGAAUGCUCGGAGCUGACUAGCAAGCUUGAUGCCACCCAGAAAACGUUGGGCCAAACCUGCAAAUUGUUGUCAACUACUGAAGAAGACCUUAGAAAAUGCCAAUAUGCACUAAAGGAGAGGGAUUUUGUUAUAUCUGAACAGAAGAAAGCAGAAAAUGCACUGGCUCAUCAAGCAUGUGUUUUACGAGCUGACCUGGAAAAAUCCAUCCGAGAGAACGCCUCCCUGUUUUCUAAAAUUGCUAGAGAGGACAAAUUGAGUGCGGACAACCGAUCGAUUGUGAAUAAUUUUCAAACUGAACUUUCCGAUGAAAUUAAGUCUCUUUGCAGUAUAGUGACCAAAUCAAUAGCUCAGCAAAAUGAACAUUUACAACAUGUUGAUAAACUCUGUCAUUCCUUCUUGGAGUCUCACAACAAGGCUCUCCUGGAAAUAAAGAAGAAAACAAAUAACUCAAAAGCUCUGUUUAUCUCGCACUUUGAGGCGGUGCAAAAUGUUGUGCGGCUACAUGGAGCUGGCUCAAAUGCUGCAUUAGAUGAAAUAUCAAAUCUUGCCACCUCUGGUUCUCAGUCUAUGAAGGAGUUCUUGGCUGCCGAAGCCAUUGAAGCAAAGUCAGUUUUUGAUGGUCUUCUGGGCAGUCUAUCUACACACCAAGGGGAAAUGGCACAGUUUGCCAGAGAACUUCGCCAGAGGUUUACUGCUGGGGUCGAGCAUUUGACAAAUAUCUCAGAGUGCAUUCAUGAGUUCCUUGACAAACUCACUGAAGAAUCUAAGAGACUUGGAAAACAUGCAACUGAGAUUGAUGAAGUACAGACAAAGAGUAUUGUUGACUUUCAGAAGGCAUAUGAGGAACAAUCAAGGUCAGAUGCAGAAAAGUUAAUUGCUGAGAUGACCACACUGCUGUCCACUCACAUGUGCCGUCAAAAAGAGCUGGUACAUGCAAGGCUUGAUGGUUUUAAAGAAAGUGUUUGUGGAAAUAAAACAUUCAUGGAUGGUCACAUAUCUGCAGUGGAGGGUAUCACAACGGAAGCUAAAAGAAAGUGGCAGGAUUACUUUGUGCAGGCUGAGAAUGAGACUAAAGACAGUGCAGACUUUUCCGCUGCAAAACAUUGCCGCCUGGAGUUGCUUCUACAAGAAAGCGUGUCGUCUACUGAAACAGCAUUGAAGCGGUGGGAGAAUGCACAUGAUUCUCUUACCAAGAUGGGCAGUGAACAUGCCACUCAAAUGGUUUCACUAGUCAGAAAUGUUCAUGAUACAAAUGAGCAACAUUUGGCUGAGGUUGACUCUGCAAGAGUUGCUGCUGAGGAGGAUGUAGCCAGAGAUACUGAAGGCACAGUUCAGCACUUUGACGACAUGUCAGAGCAAGAGACACAGUCCAUCUCAGAAAUUUUGGAAGUCUCCCGAGCACAUUCAGGGUCCCUUGAGAGUCUUCAGAAUGACCAUUCAGCACAGUCUACCUCUAUAGAACAGAAGGCUGAUGAAACUUUCAAUCAACAAUAUAUGGACUAUGAACCCACCGGCACGACUCCAGUUCGAUCAGAACCGGACAUCCCUAGCAAGAGUACAAUAGAUGGACUUCGAGCCAUGCCAAUGGAUUCCCUUUUGGAGGAAUUCCGAGAAAACCAUUCAUAUGAAUCAUUCAAAGCAAAGGAAGUGAAGCCGUCCUUAAUUCCACGGUCCCCUCUUUCCCAAAUCAACAACUAACUGCAGCUUGGCUUCUUAAUUUGGGCAUGUUUCUCCAUAUCUAUUUUGUAUCUGUAGUGUUUCAUGUAUACUGUUAGUAGAAACGUUGAAAUACACAACUGCAGUAAUAUUAGGGAUUGGUUUGGGUAGUAGCCUCAUCAGUGUGGAAAAUCCCUCCUCGGGAUUAUAGAUAUAAGUGUUGUAAAUUGUGAGGGCAGGCCUAACAAGAGCUCUGCGGAGUAAACACACAUUUGUUUAAGACUAUAGUUUUUGCUGCAUUAUGUUUAUGGUUUGGCUCUAAAAUCCCAGUCGUGUUCUCUUGUACGUCUAAGGUACAACAACAACAAUAUCCCCAGUAUAUUCUCAACUAGGUUGGAGUCUGGGGUCUGAGGUUGUUUAAGUACGACCCAAGAUGAUUGGUGCAUUAAUGUAUUCAUUUU